Adineta ricciae is the source of this 216-nucleotide messenger RNA. The record is from the annotation of a GenBank genome assembly. Lineage: Eukaryota; Metazoa; Rotifera; Eurotatoria; Adinetida; Adinetidae.
AUGUGCUGUGGCAAACCUCCAUGUUGCAACUGUUGUGGCUUGCCUGGCUGUACUAGUGGAACUGAUCAAGCUAGUAGUACUCCUGCUCCGAGUACAGCAUCAGCCGCAUAUGAAAGAAAUAUUCGUGUUGCAAUCAACACACCACGGCCAUCUGGAGCAUGCCUGACAUGUUGUGGACCGCCGCCUUGUUGUAAUACUUGUGGACUUGAUAUCUAA